Messenger RNA from Tilletiopsis washingtonensis, 4594 nucleotides. RefSeq lists its product as hypothetical. NCBI's taxonomy places the organism in Eukaryota, Fungi, Basidiomycota, Exobasidiomycetes, Entylomatales. Gene Ontology annotation, biological process: regulation of Rab protein signal transduction. The record is from RefSeq and is a predicted model, not a curated record. Gene Ontology annotation, cellular component: cytoplasmic vesicle. The coding region runs from base 466 to 4434 and encodes 1322 amino acids. The transcript is spliced from 5 exons.
CAGCGCCAGGCGGCCGCGGGCGCAGCGGCAGCACCCGCGCGCGCUCAAUCGCCGUGGCCCUCGGAGCGCACCAGCGGAGCGGAGCUCGGCCGUCCGUCUCAGGUCUCACCUCGCAGGUGCAGCGAGACGAGUUCGGACGGCUCUAUCGUCGUCGUCAUCAGCACCACCCACGCCGCCGCACACCCACAGCGCUGGCGAGCAUCGCGUCUCCAUCCAUCCGCCGCACCACCACCACCAGCAGCACUGCGCGCCACGCACCGUCUCGCACCGCCAGCCCAGCUCGCUGUGCCGCUCGCCCAGGACUGCACGUCGCCGCGCUAGUCCGGCCUGGCCUUUGCCGCGCCGCCAGCUUCUCGCAGCCUCGACGCUCGCAUCCACCUGGCUGUUGAGCGCUCCACACGCUGCUGCAGCUUGCGCCUUGCUCUCUGAGGCGCUUUCUUCCGCCACAUCCGAAGCUCGCUCGACAUGUCCUCUCGCGACACGGCAAACGCCAACGGCAGCUCCAGCUCCGGCGGCGGCGGCUUUGCGUCGCUGCUGCGAGCGGCGCGCAAGUCCACCGAGAGCCUGCGCAGCGUGCGGAGCAAUGCCAGCCGGAGGAAGUCGCUCAGCGAGGGCAUCUCGCGUGCAUCCAGCCGCGCCACGAACUAUUCUGACGCUCCGCCGCUGCCCGAGACGCCCAGCGAGGUGGGCACGCCCGGCCGGCUCUCUGCUGACCCCUUUGGCGCUGCACGAGGAGCACACCGCGUGCGCAGCGAGAGCGUCACGCCGACGCCUCGCACCGAGGCCUCGAACCCGCUGGCGGCCAGCACGCCGGGCGCCACGACGCCGGCGAGCAGCAUUGCCGAGCAGCAGCGUGCCGCGGCAGAGAAGGCGCAGCACGAGGAGGCCCACCUCGAGGCGGCUGAAGACGAUGGCAUCAGUCCGCUGGAGGGCUCGCGCAAGGGCCUGUAUGCGCAGAACUCACCAGCCACGUCCAUCGGCUCGCUCAGCAAGUCGAUGAAGCGCGGCACGGGCAGCGCCAGCUCGCGGCGCAAGGGCAAGGGCUCGCUGCUCAACUCGGCCAACGCGAGCGGCGUCAGCCUGGGCCUGCAGCCGCUCGGCGAGGAGUUCGAGACGGACGAGGGCGAGCUGCGCGUUGCGCCCGGCAAGGGCGACGGCAACACUGUUGCGCAGCUCUAUGCCGUCUUUGGCCUGCCCAAGGAUCCGUCCGUGUGGACGCUCGCCGAGGAGGACUGUGUCGCGGGCGUGCACCACAUCGAGGGCGCCGUGGGCCGCUUCUGGCGCCCCGAGGUGCUGGGCUGCUCGAUCUGCCCCUCGCCCAGCGAGGUUCUCGCGCGCAGCACUGGCGGCAAGACGCCGACGAAGGAGAAGGACAGCGGCGCGGCCAAGUGGGAGGGCCGGGGCGCAGACGGCAAGAAGCCGCAGAACCCCAAGUUCAUCGAGAUGGCAGACGGGCGAGGCGGCGUCGAGCGCGCAGAGACUGCGCGCGUGCUCAGCAAGGCGCUCAAGCUCUCCUUCACGCGCGAGAUCGAGAUUGUGUCGGGCCAGGCCAACUUCCCGCCCUCGGCAUCGUCGCACACCUUCUCGUUCUCGGUUCCCACGCUCACGUCUUCCGGCGAGACGCUCGACCAGACGGGCACGAUGGGCCGCACCGAGGGCCGCAAGGCGACUGGCGCGGUGGGCGUGUCUGUCGGCAAGGCCAACGCCGCCAGCGCCGUCGGCGAGGGCUAUGGCCUGCAGCGCGGACCGGGCGCCAGCGCGGCUGCCGGCAACGGCUUUGGCGACAGCCCUGACCCGGCCACGUUCUACGGCGUCGUGCUCACUGUCUGGAGCGCCGCCGACGAGCGCCGCGCGCGCACGAUCAAGCGCGAGCUCACGCGCAUGAACCGCCAGCGCGCCGACGCCAAGGCCGCCGCCGCGAACAACAAGCGCAACGGCGGCUCGGGCAAUGGCUGGAGCGGCGGCGACACCGACACGACGGGCGCCGAGGAGACGGCGGCGGACGACGACGGCGCCAAUGGCGACGGCUACUCCUUCUUGCCGGCGCACAACACGUUCUUCAUGCCGUACGCCAUCUGCAUCGUCUCGCGCUACCCGCUCUACGACCUGCUCGGCGACUGGAACAAGAUGGCGUGGCACAAGUACUCGCGCAACAUCGAGAUGCACAAUCAGCAGAUGGCCACGAUUCUGCGGCACCCGGCGCCGCGCCUCGGCGAGCAGGUGCUCAUCGAUAGCCCGAGCCACGAGCUGACGUUCGUGUGCAAGUUCCCCGGCGCGCUCGAGUGGGGCUCGGGCCUGAUCGGCAUCGACUUUUCGAUGUGGCCCAUCUUCAAGACGCUCAGCCUGGACAACAUCCUGAGCAUCUGCGAGAUUGCGCUUUCGCCCAACGGCCGCGUGCUCUUUCAAUCGCGCCACCCGGCGCUGCUCGGCCUGGCCGUCGAGACGUUCAAGCACAUCGUCGAGCUGCGCGGCUGGCGCGGCGUGGCAAACCAGAACUGCCACGCGCGCGACGUGCGCAUCUACCUCGAGGAUCCCGGCUCGUGGAUCAUUGCGAUCAACACGGAGCUGCGCAGCAUCAUCAAGCCCGCGCCCGAGGUGUGCGUCGUGGACCUCGACGUCAACAACAUCUCGUGCCCGCGGCCGCCGAAGCACGCGCCGAGCACGGGCAGCGUGCGCGAGCGCCGCAAGCGCAAGCUCGCCACGGGCAUCUCCAUCUCGGGCGUCGAGCACGCGCCGCCGCGCCAGUACGUCGAGGCGUACCCGGGCGGGCGCUUCCGGCCGCUGAGCAACGUGCAGCUGCGCGAGCGCAACUCUGCCUACGAGCAGCUCGAGCGUCCCUCGUGGUUCGACCAGGGCCCUGCGCUCACCGCCUUUGACCUUGCGCUGCAGGACACGACGCGCUCGACGUUCCUGCAGAAGGUGCUGCGCACGCGUGCGUCCAAGGCUGGCGCCGCCAGCGAGGCGGAGCUGGCCGCGAUCCUUGCGCUGCGGCGCCGCGCCAGCACGUUCGUCGAUGCGCGCGACGGCCUCGAGAAUAAGAUCGGCCGCCUCAACAAGCGCCUGGCGUUCCUGAUGAGCGAGUCCGAGAUGUGGAAGCAGCAGUUCGCCAAGAUCCAGCAGCUCGUCGACCGCCUCACGCGCGAGGCCAACGACCUGCGCAGCAAGGUUGACAAGGAGCGGCGCGAGAGCCGGCGCCUCAGCUCGACGCUGGCUCAGCGCGACCUCGAGCAGGUGCAGAUCCAGCUGCGUCUCAAGGAGACGGAAGACGCGCGCGAGCAGGCGCAGAUCGAGCUGCUGAAGAUGCAGAAGGCCAUGGACUCGCUCGAGCAGGAGCGCGAGGCGAUGAUGGACGAGAUCCGCAACGUCAUCAGCGGCGCCGGCGCCGGCGAGGACGGCGAGUUCGACAUGUCGCGCUUCGACAUGUACGGCCAGGCGAAUCGCCUCGCACGCCCGAGCAGCCCCAACGGCUCGCACCACAGCGCCACGCCCUCGCAGGUGGCCGAGAGCAUCAUGCGGCACCGCACUGCCGCCGAGGCGCGCAUCUCCGAGGGCCGCGGCAGCCGCGCGGCGAGCCGCAACGGGCACGAGGCGCGCGGCAAGGAGGGCUCGCAGGACGGCGAGCGCAAGGGUGCCGACGGCUCGUCGCAGGUGCACCACUUCCCCGACGACCAGAUGAACCAGGAGAUCCAGGCGCGCACCAAUGUCGUGACGGACCAGAUCUCGCGCAUCCAGCAGCAGCUCGAGUCGACGCUGACGAACCUCGAGGGCCGCCGCUCGGGCACGUACGAGCGCAGCGAGCGCCGGCGCGACCGGCGCACGUCGAAUGCGUCGAUCUCGAGCAUGCGCUACGAGUACGGCAUUCCGUCGAGCAUCGGCCACGGCGGCAUGGCCAGCGAGAGCGAGUCGCACUACCGCGCGCCGUCGAGCGUGGGCGGUGGCGGCGGCGGCGGCAUGACGACCGACGACGACAACUACAGCGACAUGGACUACGCCAUGGAGAGCGCGCGCAAGCGCGAGAAGCGCCUCGCCCGGCAGGAGCGCCGCGAGAAGCGUCUCGCUGCGGGGCCGUCGGCCUACAAGGCAGUCACGCCGUCUGCGUCGUCGGGCAACCUCUCGCAGGCCGCCGCCACGCCGCCAAGCAGCAGCGGCAUCGAGCCGGCGCAGGCCGCCUCGUCGCCGCUGCCCACCGGCACGCCCACGCGGCCACCGCCGCGCGAGCGCAAGCCGUCGAACCCGUGGAAGCAGCAGAGCAGCGCACCCACGCCCAAGGACUCGCCCGAGUUCAUCUCGGCCCCGGGCACGCCAGGCUCGCACGCCGGCGACACGUCGAACCCCGCCAUCGACGCCACGCCGGGCCUGGGCGCGCAGAGCAACGGCCACGCAGCCAACGGCAAGGACGUCGAUGCCACGCCGCGCCAGCAGGUCAAGGCAUGACGCGCCAGCACCUCAAGACUUCUUAUGAUCUUCCUUCUUUUGCAUCUCGCCACGCUUCUCCCUCCGGCUUGUGGCCCUGCCUCCUCCUUUGGACGUUUCCUGGAACACCUGCGCGCAGCGCGCCUACCUGCUUGGAAUGCCAUAUGCGACUCAGACCCGG